CAGCAGUCGAAGCAGUCGAAUCGACACUGAUUUGCGCCUCCUGAGCCCUUCGGACAUUCGUUCUUCAUGGCCUGGGACCGCAAGGGCGGCCGCCUGGUGCGCCGCGGGCUGCGGAGCGACGUGACGCCCUCGGAGCUGCCGCGGCGGCGGCGCCGGCGCGCGCGGCCGAAGCCGCGUCGUCACCAUCUCGGCACGCUGCCCGAUGACAUCGCAAAACGAGUCUUCGCGUUCGUCGCGCCGCCCGCCGACCCGAUCCCGUUCUUGCGCAUCCUGGCGACGGACAGCGCGGUCCGCGGCCUCGUGAACCGCUGCUGCCUCGAGCACCUCAACACGUGCGCCGUGGAUGCGGCUGACGGUAUACUGCUCAUGCGUGCCUUCGCGCGGGCGCGGGCGCCGCUCCGAUCUCUCACGGUACACUUGGGCUCGGAUGAGGUCCCGAUGCUGCGCUGGCUGCUCGAGACAUGCGACACGACGAACCUUUCGCGCGUGCGGAUCAGCGUGUCGAGGAAUGUACGAAGUAUGCUCCUUUCGUCGGAGGCGUUGGUCCACGGACACCCUAACGCUGACGGCAUCAUCGACAUCGAAGCGGAUGCUUUCGAGGUGCCGACGAUGGAUGACUUCCGCCGCGUCGUCGCGUGGACGCCCGACCCGACGCUCCGCCCGGCGGUGAGCGCGCUGCGCAGCCUCACGCUGGUCUCGUGCACCGACGACGUCCUGCGGCUGUUCGGUGCCAGCGACGGAAGUCUUGAGCUACCGAACGUGAGAACGCUGCGCAUGACCCUGCCGCAAAGGGAGAGACGCUAUAGAUGGGAUGCUGCGACGGGCCUGUCUGUGGAGCUGCCCUCAGUAGUUAACGAUUUCGCGCUCCUUAGACGGCUACCUCGACUGCACACGCUCCAAUUGAAUGGCUGCGCUGACACCCGCAUUUCAAUUGCGUCGCCGAGCCUGCGAAUUCUCGAUCUUGCCCGCGCCGCAAAACACUGCUUCAUCCAUAGCAUUGCCUGUCCCAUGCUCACGGCCAUUUAUGUUCGAGACUCGAGCUACGGAACUGGCAUUCGUCGUGUGGUGCCGCUGACGGUGGGAAUGGCGGAGCACGUUGGACAGUACGAGGGAAGUUGUAUCGGCGACCCAGUGAUAAAGUGGGCCGAAAAAUCGAGGGGUAAUGGGUGGGGGGCAGGCGGAGGGGUGGUCUCUGUUCCUGCGGCUGGCAACACGUGGGCCGCGGCACAUUACGAGGACAUCCCCCACGAUUACGGCGGCGAAUCAGACUCGGACAGCUUCCGAGUCAUCUCCCUUCCAGCGGCCUGCACCGUGCACUUCGGCUCAGACUCGGACUUGGUCACGAUCUCCGAGAGGUACGCUCGACUAGUGUAGGUACGUAAGUGCAAAUACCAGUAAUAUAUUAAACGCACGAUAACU
Messenger RNA from Pelagomonas calceolata, 1419 nucleotides. The record is from the annotation of a GenBank genome assembly. NCBI's taxonomy places the organism in Eukaryota, Pelagophyceae, Pelagomonadales, Pelagomonadaceae.